ACGUAUUGUCUUACUUGGAUGCAGAGUGAGGCUCCUCAGGAACGGAUGUUCAGUAACUUUCCUGCAAUUCAAGAGCUGAAGCCCAGUCUUGGCAUGCUUCCACUGUAUCCAGCAAAGUUUUAAUUGUUUUGCAGAGCAAUCACCAAUUAGCUCAGCAAGUUCUGAGCUAAUCCUCACUGUGGUGCUUAUGAAACUCUUGGUGACGUGACAUGAGUACUCAGAAAUAUUUUAGGUAGAUGGAAAACAUGAUUACUUAACAUCAAAAUACCUGAAACUUCUUGCUUUUGCUGGCGGGCUGAUACAUGGCAGCCUUCAUUAACCGGCGUAUGAGCACAAUAAUGUGUUAAAAUCCAGUGCUUUUGCCAGGCUCCUGUGUUGUUCCAUUAAUUACUGAAAUGUCUUCGGUUAGUGGCAGAAGCGCCACCGAGACGCAGGCAGCGCCAUGAGCCUGGCGGCGCCGCCCGCCUCACGGAGCUCCGCGCCCGCGCCAGCGAUGUCUCCGUGAGCCGUCUUCCCUAGGCGCUCGUCCUCUCCCUCGAUGUCUCCGUAAGCCGCCUUCCCUAGGCGCUCGUCCUCUCCAUGGCCGCACUUGGAGGGUUUUGAUGAUGCUAUGGAAAACACCACGGAACCUCCCCGGAACGGUCGCUCCGCGGCCCGGGCGGCGGCCGGGAGGGUUUGGCGGCGCACCGAGGCGGAAGAGGGAGGGCGCCAACGUGUCGGGGCCUGGCUGCGGCCGCGGGUCGGGGUCCGGGUCCGGGUCCGUGUCCUGCGGCUCUACUCAGCCCUCCUCGGCUGCCCUUGGGCCCUUCGCACUCUCCAGUGUCCCUCGGCUCGUCUCAGAGCCCCUCUCCGCCCCGCUGUUCUUCCCGCAGUCCCCUCGUCGCCCCCGAGCUGCCCUGGUAGUCCCUCAGCGCCCCGCAUCUGCCCUGCUCUCCCCUCCGCCGCCGCGGAGAUGGAUGACGAGCCCGAGCGGACCAAGCGCUGGGAAGGAGGCUAUGAAAGGACAUGGGAGAUUCUUAAGGAAGACGAAUCCGGGUCGUUGAAGGCAACCAUCGAGGACAUUCUCUUCAAGGCAAAGAGGAAAAGACUCUAUGAGCACCAUGGACAAGUUCGGCUUGGAAUGAUGCGUCACCUUUACGUGGUUGUUGAUGGAUCAAGGACGAUGGAGGACCAAGACUUAAAACCGAACAGACUUACUUGCACUCUGAAGUUACUGGAAUAUUUUGUUGAAGAGUACUUUGACCAGAAUCCUAUUAGUCAGAUUGGCUUAAUUGUAACCAAGAGUAAAAGAGCUGAAAAAAUGACGGAACUCUCAGGAAACUCAAAAAAGCAUGUAACUGCUCUGAAGAAAGCAGUGGAUAUGAAUUGCAGUGGAGAGCCUUCUCUAUAUAAUUCCCUAAAUUUGGCCAUGCAGACUUUAAAACACAUGCCAGGACAUACGAGCAGAGAGGUUUUGGUGGUCCUCAGCAGUCUGACGACAUGUGAUCCAGCCAACAUCUAUGAUCUAAUUAAGUGUUUAAAAGCAGUAAAGAUCAGAGUAUCUGUCAUCGGCCUAAGUGCUGAAGUUCGAGUUUGUACAGUACUUGCCCGAGAAACUGGUGGAACAUACCACGUUAUUUUGGAUGAAAGUCAUUACAAGGAACUGCUGAUGCACCAUGUCAGUCCUCCACCUGCCAGUUCAACUUCUGAGUGUUCCCUUAUUCGAAUGGGUUUUCCUCAGCAUACUAUUGCUUCUCUGUCUGAUCAAGAUGCAAAGCCUUCCUUUAGCAUGGCGCAACUGGAAAAUAACAGUGACCCAGGUCUUACACUAGGUGGAUAUUUUUGUCCUCAGUGCAGAGCCAAAUACUGUGAGCUUCCUGUGGAAUGCAAAAUCUGUGGUCUUACACUAGUGUCUGCACCUCACCUGGCUCGGUCUUACCAUCACUUGUUUCCUUUAGAUGCCUUCCAGGAAGUUCCACUGGAAGAAUACAAAGGGGAACGGUAUUGUCAAGGCUGCCAGGGAGAAAUGAAAGAUCAAAAUGUGUACAUAUGCAAAGUGUGUCAGAAUGCAUUUUGUGUGGAAUGUGAUGUGUUUGUUCAUGAUGCACUGCACUGCUGUCCCGGCUGUAUUCACGAGCACCCUGCUCCUGUAUCUGUAUGAUCUCGUAUCUUUUUUAAAAGUGCUUUAUCCUUGUCAUUCUUGCAUGAAUCUAAUUAGUUUAUUCAGCCAUCGCUUUUACUGACACAUCUCUGAACAAGAAGGUGAUUACAGAGGGAUGCACAGUGGAAUAGGAGCAAAUGUUAAUUUUCUUAUUAUUUUAUUACUUUUAAUAUAUACUUGAGUUAUCUGUAUCUAUUUUUUGUUGUUGUCUAAAGAACUGUCUUUUUCUAGCUUUUGUUGUAAUAACGUGUAUAUUUGUAAAUGUGAAAGUGAUAAAACUGCUUUUUAUGAUAA
Passer domesticus (house sparrow) is the source of this 2434-nucleotide messenger RNA. It is a transcript of the gene GTF2H2, whose product is annotated as general transcription factor IIH subunit 2. Gene Ontology annotation, biological process: nucleotide-excision repair; regulation of transcription by RNA polymerase II; DNA-templated transcription. Lineage: Eukaryota; Metazoa; Chordata; Aves; Passeriformes; Passeridae. The coding region runs from base 611 to 2140 and encodes 509 amino acids. The transcript is spliced from 15 exons. The record is from RefSeq and is a predicted model, not a curated record. Gene Ontology annotation, cellular component: transcription factor TFIIH holo complex; transcription factor TFIIH core complex. Gene Ontology annotation, molecular function: zinc ion binding.